This is a messenger RNA of Thermothelomyces thermophilus ATCC 42464, 5744 nucleotides long. RefSeq lists its product as uncharacterized. Bases 125 to 5377 code for a protein of 1750 amino acids. The transcript is spliced from 2 exons. Gene Ontology annotation, molecular function: ATP binding; ATP hydrolysis activity; ABC-type peptide transporter activity. Lineage: Eukaryota; Fungi; Ascomycota; Sordariomycetes; Sordariales; Chaetomiaceae. Gene Ontology annotation, biological process: transmembrane transport. The record is from RefSeq and is a predicted model, not a curated record. Gene Ontology annotation, cellular component: fungal-type vacuole; fungal-type vacuole membrane.
ACCAGCUCUGCCUCGUUCAUUUUCGGCGCCCGCUCGCAGAUCCAAGCCACCCCCAAACCGUUUUCCCCACGCUCGUCUCGCCUACUGCUCGGAAUAGCAGACGAGGCAAGCGAGUCUAUUCGCCAUGCGCCUCGACGACGCGGGCGAGCCCGGUUUUGCAUCUUGUCCCUGGCCGAUAUGGCGGACCGAUGACUUCACCAGUUGUUUUCAACAAGAUUACCUCAGAGUGUUGCUGCCAUUGGUCGUCGUCUGCCUGUCGUUCCUCCAACUCUCCAUCCCCGCAAUCGUCCGAGCCGUUGACCGAAGAAGGAGUCGAGGAUACGAGGGCAUCUGGGACGGCCCAACCACGCUAUCGCCGCCAUCACAUACCCAACUACCGCGAGAGGAAGAGCCGGUUAGCGAAAGCGAUGAUGAGGAAGGGUUGACCAUCAGCGGCGGGCGCCUUGCGCUUGCUAAGACCACUACGAAGGGUUCCAUCGUACAAGCCGACAUUCCGCCCGGUCAAACGCUCUCCGUGCUCGUCGAAGAGCUCGCUGUUGCUGGCCUAGUCGCCGUCAAUGCCAUCGCACUCGCCACCGGAACGUAUGGCAGGGAGCGUGGAGGCAUCGCUGCUAUUGCCGGCCUGGCCGUUUGGAUCUACGUCCUGAUACUCGUCUCACUGCGGCUCUUUUUGGGAAACACGCAAUGGCGCCUUCCACGCAUCUGGAACCACACGGCCGCCAUCUACAGUGCUCAAUGGCUGUUUGCUGUGGUCUUCUUCCGUUCUGCCCUGGUCCAUCCGACGUCACGGUUCGCGCAGACCCUGGUCAUUGUCGAGUUUGUGUUAGCAUCGUUGCUUUUUGGCAUGGCUAUCAGCACUCGCAAGGGCAACAAAACCAUUCUGUUGGAGUGGGAGGAUGGCAUCGAGCCUGGUCGGGAAAAUCUGGCCUCGCUGUUCUCGCACUACACCUUCUCAUGGGUCGACUCCAUUGUCUAUGAGGGCUGGAAGGAGCCGUUAACUAUCCAGAGGGUCUGGAACCUGCUUCCCAAGGACAAGGCUGCCGCGGUGCUGGCCAACUACCGGCUACUGAAGAAGACAACCUCGCUAGCCUUCCACCUCCUCAAGUACUUCAAGGGCGUUCUCCUUGUGCAGGCCGCCUGGGCUGUUAUGGGCGGUGCGCUUACGUUUGCUCCAACACUACUCCUUAGAGCCAUUCUGCAAUACGUCGAGGACCCCUCCGUAGCUCCUCGGAACGUGUUAUGGCUGUACGUUAUCCUGCUUCCCUUGACUGACAUUCUUCGCUCCGUCUGUGACGGCCAGGCUCUAUGGAUCGGACGCAAGAUUUGCAUCAACCUCCGAGCUAUCUUGGUGGGCGAAAUUUAUGCCAAGGCGCUCCGCAGAAAAGCGGCUGCCGGCAAAGAUACCACCCUCGGCGCCGGCAAGAAGGACAACGCCGCCAGCAAGAACAAAAAGGGUAUCUUCAACAGAGCGAAGCGGCUGCUGGGGCUCGGGAAGGAUCCCAAGGACAACCAGACGGCGGAGAAUGAUGCUGCAACCGGAAACGCCACCAAGGAUAAGACGAACAAUCCUGAUGAGCAGGCCAACCUGGGUACCAUUAUCAACCUGAUGUCGGUCGACAGCUUCAAGGUGUCCGAAGUUACCGCGUACUUGCACUUCCUGGUCGCCGCCGCCCCCACGCAACUCAUUGUUUCCAUCGUUUUGCUCUACCAGGUCAUGGGCCUGAGCGCCAUCCCUGGCUUCGUUGUCAUGGCUCUUCUGCUCCCCGUCAACAUCGCGUUUGGGAGAGGCUUUAACUCGAGCCAGAAGAGGAUCAUGGCUGCUACGGACAAGCGUAUCCACACGACCAACGAGAUCCUGCAGAAUAUCAGGAUCAUCAAGUACUUCGCCUGGGAACACCGUUUUGCGCACAUCGUUGACGAGAAACGCCGUGCUGAGCUCAAGGCUCUGCGCCGGCGCUUCAUGAUCUGGGCGGCGGCGGUUGCGGUCUGGAACACGGUUCCAAUCUUGAUCACCUUCUUCUCAUUCCUCAUUUACACCGUCGUAGAGAAGAAGCCUCUGUAUCCAUCCGUUGCAUUCACCGCCAUUUCGCUGUUCAUGCUCCUUCGCUACCCGCUCGACCAGCUAGGCGACAUGAUUGCUCAUGUGCAGGAAUCCAAAGUGUCCAUCGACCGUAUCGAGGAGUUCUUGUCCGAGGAAGAGACCGAAAAGUUCGCGCAGUUGGGCGUCGACAAUGUUGAUGAGACCGGCAAGAGGGUGAUUGGAUUCCGAAACGCCACCUUCAUCUGGGGCAGCAAGGACGCCGUGGCCGAUGACGGCUCCAUGGCUUUCCGUCUGCUCGACCUCGACGUCGACUUCAAGAUUGGAAAGCUCAACGUCAUCACGGGGCCUACAGGGUCCGGCAAGACCUCCAUGCUCAUGGCCCUCCUCGGCGAGAUGACGAUCAUGAAGGGCCGGGUCUAUCUUCCUGGCGGUCGCAGCCGCGAGGAUGUCCGUCCGGACCCGGAGACGGGGCUGGCCGAGACAUGUGCCUACGUCGCCCAGCAGGCUUGGCUUGUCAAUGCCAGCAUCAAGGACAACAUUCUGUUCUCGGCCCCCUUUGACGAGCAACGAUAUCGCGAUGUCAUUGUCGCUUGCGGCCUCGAACGCGAUUUGGAGAUCCUCGACAAUGGUGACGAGACCCUGGUCGGUGAGAAAGGCAUCACCCUUUCCGGCGGACAGAAACAGCGUAUCUCGCUUGCUAGAGCGGUCUAUUCCAACUCCAAGCACCUGCUCCUGGAUGAUUGCCUCAGCGCCGUCGACUCUCAUACAGCCCAGUGGAUCUUCAACAACUGCAUCAUGGGCCCGCUGAUGCGUCACAGGACUUGCAUUCUCGUCUCUCACAAUAUUCCCCUGUGUGUACCACAUGCCAACUAUGUGGUCGUGAUGUCGAAUGGACGUGUUGUCGGCCAGGGCACGCCGCAAGAUCUCAUCGCAGCUGGCCAGCUCCCCGAGGACGCUGCCGCUCAGAAGUCCGCUCCCGGUUCUGCUCACAUCUCGCGUCUGCCUUCACGCGUUCCUUCGAGCGUUGGGGAGGAGAGCGGUGCCACGCUGGUAAACGAGGCGGAUGGCGAUCAGCAAAAGACGAGAAGCGAAGCCGCUAAAAAGAAGGAGACCAAGAAGCGGGACGCCAUGGAGGAGGCCAAGGCGGUAGGCGCCGUCAAAUGGCCUGUAAUGAAGCUUUACAUACAGUCUAUGGGAGGCUGGUGGUUCUGGGUCGUCGCAGGCCUCGUCUUUGGGACGCAGCAGCUUUCUGGUGUCGCUUCGAAUCUUUGGAUCAAGGAGUGGUCCAAUCAGUACGCCGCUGAGGAGACAGCCAAGAUUCAGUUCAGCAUGAACUCGCUCAGCUACUCGGCCCAGACCCUGUCGCCGACCUAUUUUGCGUCCAUUGCGAACUACGUCAAGGGCAACUCCACAACAGUCUCGGCCUCUGACGCGUCCGAGGUCAACGUCACCUACUACCUGACAGUGCUAGCAGCUAUUGGCAUAGCAGGCGCGCUGACCGCCUUGUUCAGAGACUUGUGGAUCUUCCUCGGCUCACUCACUGCCUCGUGGAAGCUGCACGACGGUCUGAUGAAGGCCGUUACUGGCGCCAAGUUCAAGUUCUUCGACGUGACCCCUCUUGGGCAAAUGAUGAACCGAUUCAGCAAGGACUUGGAGGCGGUGGAUCAAGAGGUGGCACCGAUCGCCAUUGGUGUCAUGACGUGCGCCUUGGGAAUCAUGGUGACCAUCAUGUUGAUUGCCUACGUCACCCCGAUGUUCUUGAUAGCCGGCGUCUUCAUCGCCAUCGCAUACGUGUUUCUUGGACAGUUCUACCUGCACGCCUCGCGCGACCUGAAGCGGCUCGAGUCGGUUGAGAGAAGCCCGCUGUUCCAGCAGUUCGGAGAGACACUGAGCGGUGUGACGACGAUUCGCGCGUAUGGUGACGAAAGGCGCUUCAUCCGCGACAAUCUGGCCCGCAUCAACACGCAACUGCGGCCUUUUAUCUAUCUGUGGGCCGCUAACAGAUGGCUCGCCUUCAGAACCGAUCUUCUCGGCGACGUUGUCGCCUUCUUCGCCGGCGUCUUUGUCAUUAUCGGCCUCGGCAAGGUUGACCCGGGCUCGGCCGGUAUCUCGUUGAGUUACGCGAUCGGGUUUGCCGACAAUAUCUUGUGGUUGGUCCGGCUGUAUGCGCUGAACGAGCAAAACAUGAACUCGGUCGAGCGGAUCAAGGAAUAUCUCGAUGUUGAGCAGGAAGCGGCGGCCAUUGUGGAGAAGAAUCGGCCGCCGGAGAACUGGCCGUCCAACGGGACGGUUGAGUUUAUCAAUUACAGCACGCGGUAUCGCCCGGAAUUGGAACCCGUGUUGCGGAACUUGAGCUUCAAGAUUGAAGCGCGAGAGAAGGUCGGCAUUGUCGGGCGAACCGGCGCCGGCAAGAGCUCGCUCACGCUAGCGAUAUUCCGGGCACUCGAGACUGAUGAGGGCAAGAUUCUCAUAGACGGCGUCGACAUUGGCCAGAUCGGUCUGCGCGACCUGCGCGAGGCCAUCACGAUUGUGCCGCAAGAGCCCACCCUGUUUAUGGGCACCAUCCGCAGCAAUCUCGACCCCUUCAACCUAUAUACAGAUGAGCAGAUCUUCACGGCACUGCGCCGCGUCCACCUUAUCCAAGCCGACGAGAUCGCCGGGUCCGGCGCCGUCACACUCCCGCAAGCGACGACUGCGAGCGCCGCGAUCGCCGGCAGCAGCAGCAGCAGCAGCGGCAACCAAGACCAAGCUCAGGCGCAGGGUGAAACUGAUACCCAAGCCCAACCAGAACCGUCGCGGCCGGCCUCGGUAACGAACAAGAACAUUUUCCUCGAUCUCUCCUCCCCCGUAACCGAGUCAGGCAACAACCUCUCGCAGGGCCAGCGCCAGCUCCUCUGCCUCGCGCGGGCGCUGCUCAAGAACCCGACGGUGCUGGUCAUGGACGAGGCGACGGCGUCGAUCGACUACGCGACGGACGCGGCUAUUCAGGAGACGAUCCGGGAAUUGACGAGCACUAUCAUCACGAUUGCACACCGCCUGCAGACCAUUGUCGACUACGACAAGGUGCUAGUGCUGGACAAGGGCGAAAUUGUCGAGUACGGCCACCCGUGGGAGCUGCUGCGCAAGGGGAGCGGCGGGGUGUUCAGGGGCAUGUGUGAGAUGAGUGGGGAUUACCCGACGCUGGCGGCGGCGGCCAAGAAGGCGUGGAAGGCGAAGAAGUUAGUGGAUGUAGAUGACGAUGAAGACGACAAGGGGAAUGAAAGCGGGGAUGGCGGGAGUGCGGCGGCUGCUAUUAGUACAGCGGCGCCGGUGGAAAGCAAGCGGGGGGAGCCAUAGAAACGCCCUUACGGCCGGAGAAACGGCGGGGGGUUGGAUGAAGUGGGCGAGUAGUGUUAUUGUUGGUAUAGUUGGAUAGUUUUACUCUAGAAUAAAGAGUAGAAAACAUUGAUGGUAUGAUGGCACUUGUGUAAAGAUUUACUUUGGAAGUAGGAUGUCUGGGUGAAGCUUUGCCGGCUACCGGCUUUGUGUGCUUGAGGUUCUCGUGGGGUUGGCGGUGCAGCCAGAUUCAUCCGAUGUCGAGCAGUGGAUUUUUUUUUUUUUUUUUUUUCGUAUUGGCCGGUAAUUAAUGCUCCGGAGUUUGAGGAGCUAUGUGCGAAACAGAUGCUUAGAUGGUAUGUACUUGAUGUUUGCAUCUUUAGGGCCG